Molecule: messenger RNA, 1764 nt
Organism: Harmonia axyridis
Lineage: Eukaryota; Metazoa; Arthropoda; Insecta; Coleoptera; Coccinellidae
Product: ATP-sensitive inward rectifier potassium channel 11-like
Exons: 4
Coding region: 85-1278 (397 amino acids)
Biological process (GO): potassium ion import across plasma membrane; regulation of monoatomic ion transmembrane transport
Cellular component (GO): plasma membrane
Molecular function (GO): inward rectifier potassium channel activity
Source: RefSeq, a predicted model, not a curated record
ACGAUGUAUAUUUAGCAAUCGUAUAUUAUAGUUUCUCUGUUAGCAAGGUGCAGUGAAUCCUACUGUGGCGGUUUUAUCGUGAAUAUGGAGAAUUUUCUUGAAAGUUACAAUGCUGACAUAGAUUCUACAGAAAAGUCUCAAGUCAGUCCCAUAUUGACUACGAAAAAAUUGACUCCCACUCUGUUUCAUCAACCCAGCCAGAGGUCUAAUGGAUCCAACGGUAAAAACAGACGCCCCUUCACCUCACCCUUUCCAGAACCUCCCCGAAAACGUAUCAUCUUCAAAAAUGGCACUUGCAACGUCACCCAACAUAAGAUAGCAGGAAGACACAAGCUCAAGUUCGUCCAAGACCUCUUCUCCACUCUGGUAGACGCCAAAUGGAGAUGGACCCUUCUGGUUUUCGCGAUAAGCUUCUCCGUGUCCUUCCUGGGUUUCGCUAUGAUCUGGUGGAUCAUCAGCAUCAGUCAUGGCGAUCUGGAACCCGACCACAUGCCACCGUUACAGAAGAAGAACAGUUGGACGCCAUGCGUUACAGAAAUCUACAAUUUUACGUCUUCCUUCCUGUUCAGCGUUGAGACGCAGAUAACGACGGGUUAUGGUGGCAGGGCAAUCACUGAGGAGUGUUUGGACGCCAUCAUUGUGAUGUGCUUGCAAAGCGUCGUAGGUAUGAUGAUCCAAGCCCUCAUGAUAGGCAUAGUCUACGCCAAGCUUACCAGACCAAAGCAAAGAGCCCAAACGCUGCUCUUUUCAAGAAACGCAGUGGUUUGCCAAAGAGACGACCAACUGUGCUUCAUCUUCAGGAUUGGCGACAUGAGAAAAAGCCAUAUAAUCGAUGCUAACGUCAGAGCACAAGUUGUGGCCUGCAGAAGAACCAAGGAGGGGGAGGUUCUGAAUAGAUUCCACACAGAAUUAGAACUCUCCUCAGACAACGUCCAAGGAAAUUUGUUCUUCAUCUGGCCAAUGACCAUAGUUCACGUCAUCGACGAAAAUUCGCCUUUUUAUUACUUGUCAGCUGGCGAUAUGCUGCGAGGAAAUUUCGAGGUUUUGGUCAGCCUUGAAGGAACAACGGAAAACACUGGCCAAGCGACACAAGCCAGAACUAGUUACCUGGCAAACGAAAUACUGUGGGGUCACGUUUUUCAACCAAUUGUUCACUACAACAAAGAGAGAGGGGGAUAUGAGGCCAAUUACUCAAAAUUUGACGAAACUAGGCCAGUUGAUACGCCACUGUGUUCAGCAGCGGAGCUGUAUCAGUACCGAACACUACAGAAAAGCUAGAACAUGGUUUCAACAAUAUUUCUUUGUAAAUUAAUGAAAUGCUUUGACUUUUAUCGCUACCAAACUUGGAAUGAUGGUAUUCUAAGAGUAUACGACAACACGAUACUAGUUAAUAUGAAACUUUUGCAAGUAUUCAGCUGUACAACCAUUUGCCGAGUUGGUUGAAUCCGGUUAACGAAGAAUAUUUAAGAAAAUAUUAGUUCAAUGCAGACUGAAAAAUGCUAUUAUAGCACAGAUUAAUUGUUCCCUGAUUGAUUAACUUAGUUGUUCGAUAUAUGAAAUUAAUUUCACGGCAUUCAGACAAUUUUUUAAUUCUGGAAAAAGUACCUCCCCGAGCGGGACUCGAACCCGCAACCUCCGAAGAACUAGUUCGAUGCUCUAACCACUAAGCCACCGAGGAAGCUGAAGAUUAUCCGCAACGAGUUGUUCAAUGCUUUUUUGUCCUAAUCUUGUUAGAAUUAUUUCAAUAAAUCAAAAUUUUUUGAA